UCAUUCUUUUUUAGACAUCGACGAAUGUUCACAAGCAAACAUGUGUCACGCUGACGCAACAUGUACUAAUACACCAGGAUCAUACCUAUGUACUUGCAACACUGGUUACACAGGCAAUGGAACGUAUUGCGUAGGUAAGUAAAGAACAAUAAAAUAAGUGAAUGAAAAUAUUAAACGGGAAAUGGGAAAAAUAAAUGAGAAAAGUUAGAUUGCAGUCGACGAGGUAUGAGCAAGAUUACAUUAAUGCAAAAUUAUCAACGACUUUGGUGCACCAAAUUUGAAAGAGUUGUUGAUGAGAAGGAAUUCUUUAGAAACUAAUUGUGACUCAGAAAUUCUCACACUGAUCUGGCCCUUCCUACACCGAGACGCAAGUUUCUUGAAAAAGCUUUAAGUACAGUGGUGGUAAACUUUGGAAUAGUGUUCCGCCCGCAGCUAAGGAGGCGCAAUCAAUUUACUCUUUCAAAAACUUUGUAAAUUAAUUUCAUGGUUAUAUAGAAAGAACUAUAAAUCUUAAUAUACCACCAAGUCACACCAAUUUAUUUCAAUAUUUUUAAAAUCUCUUGUAAAAAGCUAUAUAACUUUGUAACUCACUUUUCCUUGUGCUAGUGACACCCCUUGUGGAAAUGAACUAUUGCUCUUGACAAGGCUAGCGUCAUUAUAUAAAGCUUUACAUACAUACAUACAUACGCACAUUCAUACGCAGAUACACACAUAAUGUUGCAAUAACUACACAUAGGCCUACAAGUAACUAUAACCAAGAGUUUCGGUUGGCGAGCACAUUACGUCUUGGUUAAGCUUGCUUCCAUAGGCCAAGGGCAGAUAUUCGACGAGCCAGGGGCGCGAAGCGCCUUUUUAGUGGAAGCCUAGGAUGAGUGUAGUAAUUUCCGAUCGACAAUUUACACUCCUGCACUUAAGCUUUUAUUUUAUAUCUAUGUUGCUGUUUUUCAGUAUAUCUUGCGAAUUUCAAUUUCGUAAAAUAGUUUACACAUGUAAAAAAAAAUUUCGAUUUCUUACUCUCUGUAACUAAUUUGGACAAAGGUUACUGCCACAAGGUAAUAUCAAUUCCUAAAUUACUAAUGAUUUAGCCCUUUCCUAAUUACUUGAUAUAUUUGAAUAUUGUUGGGUAAAGUUCAUUGUUUUUUUUUUCAUUAUUUUCCCAGAGACGCUUAACCCACAAAUAUGUUGGGGCAUUUUCCGUUUGGCAGUGAGGAAAGUCUUCUUAAUUUCUGAUCAUGCUUAUUGUUUUGGAAAAUUGAAUUCAUUCUUUUUCAGACAUUGACGAAUGUUCACAAGCAAACAUGUGUCACGCUGACGCAACAUGUACUAAUACACCAGGAUCAUACCUAUGUACUUGCAACACUGGUUACACAGGCAAUGGAACGUAUUGCGUAGGUCAGUAAAGAACAACAAAAUAAAUUAAUGUAAAUAUUAAACGGGAAAUGGGAAAAUUAAAUUCGAAAACUUAGAUUCCAGACGACGAGGUAUGGGCAAGGUUAGAUUAUUAUAUAAAAUUCUCAACGACUUUGGUGCACCAAAUUUGAGAGAGUUAUUGAUGAGGAGGAAUUCUUUAGAAACGAAUUGUGACUCAGAAAUUCUCACACUGAUCUGGCUCUUCCUAAACCGAGACGCAAGUUUCUUGAAAAAGCAUUAAGUACAGUGGCGCUAAAUUUUGGAAUAGUCUUCCGCCCAUAGCUAAGGAAGCGCAAUCAAUUUACUCUUUCAAAAGCUUUGUAAAUUAAGUUAGAUAGAAACAACUGUAAUUCUUAAUAUACCACCGAAUCACACCAAUUUAAUUGAAUAAUUUUUAAAAAUAUCUUGUAAAAAGCUAUAUAUAUCUUAUUUUGUAACUAACGUUUACUUGUGCUAGUGACACCCCUUGUGGAAAUGAACUAUUGCUCUUAACAAGGCUAACGUCAUUAUAUAAAACUUUACAUACAUACAUACAUACAUACAUACAUACAUACAUACAUACAUACAUACAUACAUACAUACAUACAUACAUACAUACAUACAUACAUACAUACAUACAUACGCACAUACACACAUACAUACAUACAUACAUACAUACAUACAUACAUACAUACAUACAUACAUACAUACAUACAUACAUACAUACAUACAUACAUACAUACAUACAUACAUACAUACAUACAUACAUACAUACAUACGCACAUACACACAUCAUGUUGUAAUAACUACACAUACAAGUACCAAUAUAACCAAGAGUGUCGAUUGGCGAGCACCUUUAAUACGGCUUGGUUAAGCCUGCUUCUAUACGUCAAGGGAAGAUUUUCGACGAGCCAGGGGCGCGAAGCGCCUUUUUAGUGGGAGCCUAGGACGAGUGUAGUGAACCCGCUCUACAAUUUACACUCCUGUACUUAAGCUUUUGUUUCAUAUAUAUGUUGCUGUUUUUCAGUAUAUCUUGCGAAUUUCAAUUUCGUAAAAUAGUUUACAGAUGUAAAAAACAUCUUUUCGAUUUGUUACUCUCUGUAACCGAUUUGGACAAAGGUUACUGCCACAAGGCAAUAUCAAUUCCUGAAUUACCAAUGAUUUAGCCCUUUCCUAAUUACUUCAUAUAUUUGAAUAUGUUGGGGGUAAAGUUCAUUGUUUUUUUCAUUAUUUUCUCAGAGACGCUUAACCCACAAAUAUGUUGGUGCAUUUUCCGUCUGGCAGUGAGGAAAGUCCUCUUAAUUUCUGCUCAUGCUUAUUGUUUUGGAAAAUUGAAUUCAUUCUUUUUUAGACAUCGACGAAUGUUCACAAGCAAACAUGUGUCACGCUGACGCAACAUGUACUAAUACACCAGGAUCAUACCUAUGCACUUGCAACACUGGUUACACAGGCAAUGGAACGUAUUGCGUAGGUCAGUAAAGAACAAUAAAAUAAAUGAAUAAAAAUAUUAAAGGGGAAAUGGGAAAAUUAAAUGGGAAAGCUUAGAUUCCAGGCGACUAUUUAUCAUCAAGGUUACAUUCUUAUAUAACGAGUUUGGUGCACCAAAUUUGAAAGAGUUAUUGAUGAGGAGGAAUUCUUUAGAAACUAAUUAUGACUCAGAAAUUCUGACACUGAUCUGGCCUUUCCUAAACCGAGAUGCAAGUUUCUUUAAAAAGCUUUAAUUACAAUGGCGCUAAACUUUCGAAUAGUCUUCCGCCCACAGCUAAGGAAGCGCAAUCAAUUUACUCUUUCAAAAUCUUUGUAAAUUAAAUUCAUGGGUAGAUAGAAAGAACUAUAUAAGUCUUAAUAUACGACCGAAUCACACCAAUUUAAUUGAAUAUUUUUUAUCUCUUGUAAAACGCUAUAUAUCUUUGUAACUAACUUUUACUUGUGCUAGUGACAGCCCUUGUGGAAAUGAACUAUUGCUCUUGACAAGGCUAGCGUCAUGAUAUAAAGCUUUACAUACAUACAUACAUACAUACAUACAUACAUACAUACAUACAUACAUACAUACGCAUAUACACACAUAAUGUUGUAAUAACUACAUAUACGCCUACAAGUAACUAUAGCCAAGAGUUUCGGUUGGCGAGCACAUUACGUCUUGGUUAAGCCUGCUUCUAUAGGUCAAGGGCAGAUAUUCGACGAGCCAGGGACGCCAAGCGCUUUUUUAGUGGGAGCGUAGGGCGAGUGUAGUAAUUCCGCUCGACAAUUUGCAUUCCUGUACUUAAGCUUUUAUUUUAUAUCUAUGUUGCUGUUUUUCACUAUAUCUUGCGAAUUUCGAUUUCGUAAAAUAUUUUAUAGAUGAAAAACAAACAUCUUUUCGGUUUCUUACUCUCUGUAACCGAUUUGGAGAAAGGUUACUGCCACAAGGCAAUACCAUUUCCGAAAUUACUAAUGAUUUAACCCUUUCCUAAUUACUUGAUAUAUUUGAAUAUGUUGGGUAAAGUUCAUUGUUUUUUUCAUUAUUUUCUCAGAGACGCUUAACCCACAAAUAUGUUGGUGCAUUUUCCGUCUGGCAGUGAGGAAAGUCCUCUUAAUUUCUGAUCAUGCUUAUUGUUUUGGAAAAUUGAAUUCAUUCUUCUUUUUCAGACGUCGACGAAUGUUCACAAGCAAACAUGUGUCACGCUGACGCAACAUGUACUGACACACCAGGAUCAUACCUAUGCACUUGCAACACUGGUUACACAGGCAAUGGAACAUAUUGCGUAG
Molecule: messenger RNA, 4137 nt
Organism: Paramuricea clavata
Lineage: Eukaryota; Metazoa; Cnidaria; Anthozoa; Malacalcyonacea; Plexauridae
Source: the annotation of a GenBank genome assembly